CCAUUCCACUUCCGUCCUCAUCCCACCGCAUGGCCAUGGGCACCUUCCCCUUCCAGUGGCCCAUGGACCCUGCGCCGUCCGCCGGCCUCGACGGCAGCUUCCUGCCCUCUCUUCUCCCGCCUCCUCCGGCGCCGGCGGCAGGUUCCGACGACAGCGUGGCGUACUACGGCGCGCCGCAAAUGCACGCCGCCUCUCUGCCCGACCUCGCGCCGCACUUCCCGUCGCGCGACGCCGCCGCCGCGGAGCUCGCCAUGCGACGCGCGGAGGAGGAGGUCGCCGGCAUCCGCCUGGUCCACCUCCUCAUGAGCUGCGCGGGCGCCAUCGAGGCGGGCGACCACGCGCUCGCCUCCGCGCAGCUGGCCGACGCCAACGCCUCCCUCGCCGCCCUCUCCACCGCCUCCGGGAUCGGCCGCGUCGCCGUCCACUUCACCGACGCCCUCUCCAGGCGCCUCUUCUUCUCACCUACCAGCCCUCCGCAACCGCCAGCAGGCACCGACGCCGCCUUCCUCUACCACCACUUCUACGAGGCGUGCCCCUACCUCAAGUUCGCGCACUUCACGGCCAACCAGGCCAUCCUCGAGGCCUUCCACGGCUGCGACGCCGUGCACGUCGUCGACUUCAGCAUCAUGCAGGGCCUGCAGUGGCCGGCCCUGAUCCAGGCCCUGGCGCUCCGCCCGGGCGGCCCGCCGUUCCUCCGGAUCACCGGCAUUGGCCCGCCCUCCCCGCCCGGCCGCGACGACCUCCGCGACGUCGGCCUCCGCCUCGCCGACCUGGCCCGCUCCGUGCGCGUCCGCUUCUCCUUCCGCGGGGUCGCCGCCAACACCCUCGACGAGGUCCAGCCCUGGAUGCUCCAGGUCUCCCCCGGCGAGGCCGUCGCCGUCAACUCCGUGCUCCAGCUCCACCGCCUCCUCGCCGACCCCGACGACCACCACCACCACCACCACGCCCCGAUCGACGCCGUCCUCGACUGCGUCGCCUCCCUCCACCCCAAGAUCCUCACCGUCGUCGAGCAGGAAGCCGACCACAACAAGCCCGGCUUCCUCGACCGCUUCACCGAGGCGCUCUUCUACUACUCCGCGGUGUUCGACUCGCUCGACGCCAGCGGCACGGCCAGCCCCAUGGCGGAGGCGUACCUGCAGCGGGAGAUCUGCGACAUCGUCUGCAACGACGGCCCCGCGCGGGCCGAGCGCCACGAGCCGCUCUCGCGGUGGCGGGACAGGCUGGCGCGCGCCGGUCUCAGCGCCGUGCCGCUCGGCCCCAGCGCGCUCCGGCAGGCCAGGAUGCUCGUCGGGCUGUCCUCCGGCGAGGGCCACUCCGUCGAGGAGGCCGACGGCUGCCUCACGCUCGGCUGGCACGGCCGCCCGCUCUUCUCCGCGUCCGCCUGGCAAGCGUGCCCCGCCGUCGCCGUCGACGGCGGCGAAGAAGACAACCCGCACAACAGCAAUACCAGCAACGUUAGCAGUAGCGGUGGCGAUGGCGGCGGUGACAGUAAUAACAGCGCCGGCAGCAGCAGCAAUGGUAAAUCAAGGAGCAGCGGGGUUGUUGGCGCUGCUGGCAACAUGUUUUUGUAAAUCGCGGGAAAACCGCCACCGUAAAUUACAGCCCGAGAAUCUCAAAUGACAUGAAACCUCCACCGAGUUUA
Molecule: messenger RNA, 1642 nt
Organism: Lolium rigidum
Lineage: Eukaryota; Viridiplantae; Streptophyta; Magnoliopsida; Poales; Poaceae
Product: DELLA protein GAI-like
Exons: 1
Coding region: 30-1571 (513 amino acids)
Biological process (GO): regulation of DNA-templated transcription
Cellular component (GO): nucleus
Molecular function (GO): DNA-binding transcription factor activity; sequence-specific DNA binding
Source: RefSeq, a predicted model, not a curated record